Molecule: messenger RNA, 1551 nt
Organism: Coregonus sp. 'balchen'
Lineage: Eukaryota; Metazoa; Chordata; Actinopteri; Salmoniformes; Salmonidae
Source: the annotation of a GenBank genome assembly
AUGCCUUGCAAUCAGAAGCAGCAGGGUAAUUUUAGGCUCUCCAAUUAGUAGAUUGUUCCAUGGUGGUGCCGUGGUAACGGCCUAAUGGGACUUAAUAACCACUCUAGCUGUGUUGGUCCUACUAGUCUUGUUGGAACAUGUUCUGAUUGCAUAGGACGUUUACUACAGAAUCACCUUCUGAAUUUCUUUUUUCAAAAGGCAAUUAAUCUGUUUGUUCCAUGUUUUGUGGAAUACUUGGUUCGUCAUAUCCAUUUCAUAUUCAUCCCUUAGACCUAUUGUGUAUUCUUUAGACCAGGUAUAUUACACCUACCCUUGUACUACAGGUGAACCAUUUAUGUAAGCUCACAAGAUCAGUGUGGUAGUACCAGCCUAUACUACACUAACUGUCAGAUCUAUUUCAAUAUAGGCUACUUGAGAUUGUACCAGUUUCAUGUGAGCAAAAGAAAGGCCUAGCUGUUUCACAUGACACCAGUUGCAACCAUUUGUAUAAAAUGAUCUUUCCAUCUGGUUAACCACCACACCCUGUGCAGUGAGGAAUUCCAGACUGUGUGUGUGUUUUCUUCUUCUCUUCUCCUCUAACCCUCUGUCUCUUCUUCUCUCCUCCUCUCCCCCAGCUAUGGCAGGACCUAGGCCAGUGGUGCUGAGUGGCCCGUCGGGGGCUGGGAAGAGCACGCUGCUCAAAAAGCUGCUCAAGGAGUACGAGGGCAUCUUUGGCUUCAGCGUCUCACGUAAGUGUCCUCUGCUCCAGUCCCAUGUUAACUGUGUAUAAUGUCAGGGAGGUGUCAGUUACAGAAAUAAGAUAUCCAAUUGUGUGCUCUCAUCCCUCAGAUACAACAAGGAGCCCUCGUCCUGGUGAAGAGAAUGGUAAAGGUAGGUAGGGUUUUUAAACUCCCAAGAUAGACAAUCUUGCUACAAAUCCUCCUGCUACAUCUCUUUAAUUAGCUUUAACCACCUAUGCUGUCCCCUGUGUCCUAUUGUUUUCAACAACCAACCUUUUAACAUGAAACUGUUUUGUUGUGUUUCAGAUUAUCAUUAUGUUACAAGGGAGUAUAUGCAGGCCAGCAUCGACAAAGGGGAGUUCAUUGAGAGCGCAGUGUUUUCAGGAAACAUGUACGGGACGAGCAAGGCCUCCGUGCAGGCCGUCAAGGACAAGAACCUGAUCUGCGUCCUGGACAUCGACAUGCAGGGCGUGAGGGCGGUCAAGACGACAGACCUCAACCCCAUCUACGUCUUCAUCCAACCUCCGUCCAUGAACAUCCUGGUGAGAGACGGGCAGCAUUAUAAAACUGUUUACCAGGGCCACUUUUGUCACGUUUUACUUUGAAAGACUUGAUAUACCAUAUUGAAUGUUAUUGUUUAUAAACGUGUAAUAUGGUUAUAAACCUAUAUUAACUCCUCUAUCAGUCUGGGAUUGUGAUCCAAAGCUAAACACCCAUGACUUCAUUAAUCUUCUUCUGUCAUUUGUAAUUUUAGGAGAAACGUUUAAGAGACAGAAAGACUGAGUCAGAGGAGAGCCUCCAGAAACGUUUGCAUGCUGCUCAGGUGGACAUG